This is a messenger RNA of Drosophila subobscura, 1425 nucleotides long. RefSeq lists its product as uncharacterized. The record is from RefSeq and is a predicted model, not a curated record. The coding region runs from base 45 to 1391 and encodes 448 amino acids. NCBI's taxonomy places the organism in Eukaryota, Metazoa, Arthropoda, Insecta, Diptera, Drosophilidae. The transcript has 3 exons.
AGAGAAUGAAGAGAAUUCGGAAUUUCUAGUAAAUUAAAAUAAUAAUGGAUAAACUUGGACUCGGCUGUCCGUUUGCUUUCCUUGGUGCAAAGGAGGGAAGACCGCAGGGUAUCAGGGCCAAACCAGAUAUACUCCAGCUAAACUACGACUGUUAUUUGGAGAUACUUUCGUACCUGACUGCACUCGAGGAUCAACUAAAUCUGGGCCGCGCCCAUAUUUUGUUCCACCAAGUGCUGGCGAACAUAUUGCCUACGCGGUAUAGCAAGAUCAAUGUGAAGAUGCUGAAAUCCAUUCAGGACUGGGACUAUAUGCUGCAACUGUGCGGUUCCAGUGUGGUGCGGUGUGAGGUGCCCCACGGCCGCUGGGAUGAGUCCGUCACCCAUCCAUUUCUGGGUCUGCUCAACCAGCACUGUUCGAAUCUGCAACAACUUGUGCUGAUAUUCAUGCACUCGGACACGGACACGCCGCCCGCUUCGAGGGACAGCAGAAAUGGACACGCUAACAUUAUGCAGCUGCUGAUGGAGCUUCCUGGACUGAGAAACCUGACGCUAAUCGAUGCCAGGGCACCUCAGCUUGAGCAGUUGCAACAUUUCGGUGAACUGCAAGCCCUAGAUGUGGAUGGCAUUGACGUCAAUCUGAGUGAAGAGAAUUUCGUGCAGAUGUUCCACAACAAGGAGAAUUUGUGCCGGCUCUUGUUGAACUUUGGACGUGCCCUGAAACGCACAUAUCAGCUGCCCCAAGUGUCUGACCAUUGUGCUCAGCUGGAACAUCUGACGCUGGAGAACUUCGACUUGAACCUGCCCGAUUUUGGAGAUUUUAGGUCUCUGAAAUCUCUGCGUAUGAUCUCGCGCUGGAUUGGAGAAGUGAACAGCGAUUUCUACAGAUCGUUGGCCAAACGCUAUGCUGAUCACUUAGAGCAGCUGCAGUUCCUGUCGAUUCGUGUUGGAGCGGCCCAAGUGCAUCACAUACUGGCACUUAAGAGAAUCAAAGCGCUCGAAUGUGAUAAUUGGCCAUCGGAAGCUGUUGAAAAAUUAGGUCUACUAACUGAACUCGAGUGCUUGGCCAUAGAAUGUAUUAAUCCCGUUAAGGCAGUCAAUUGUCAGCUUCUGUCGGUCCUAAGCAGCUGCUCCAAGCUGGCGCAUCUGAAGCUGGGCAAGCGUUGGCAAAUGACCAGCUCUGAGGCGAUAAGAUUUCUCUCCGAUGUGCGAGAAGUUCGUUUGGGUUCCAAAACGAAGCUACUGCUGACGAUUUCGUUUAUCAAAUUGAAAGAACAUCAACAAGUGUUGAAUGAUUUGUUCACAAAUGACACACAUUUGCGGCUUGGUUUCCAUGACGUCUGCCAUUACUGUCGACCAGACACACACUCCAGAUGUGACACAAUCUUUGACUAAAGAUAAAAGCAUAUUCAUACCUCACAAUGGGAAU